CCAGUGAGGUGGCUCUAUCAUCAAAGGCUUCAGGCUCAUUGGGUUGAAUGGUCCUCAGUACAAGAAAACAUUGAAGAACUUCAGUUGGGUAAGGAGAAAGAGGCAUGCUGAGAGAACAGUGUAACUCCCCAAGGAGCAGCUGUAUGCUGAUGUGUACCAAUGAAGCCACAUAUACCUGCAACCACAUCUAGGCAUCCAUCACCAUCACAACAACGUAGACCAUCUACUUAUACAUCUGGACCACGUUACUUGGGAACUUUAGAACCAACAACCAACCAAACCCAAAUCAACCCUUAUGGAUUACGCAAAGAUUACCCCUUUCAUCUGGAGAACGCACCUUGGAUGCCUGCUCCUUCUCCUUUGCCUGACUGUCCUCCCGGAUUGGAAUAUUUAAGACAGAUUGAUCGACUGUUGAUUCAUCAAAGGAUUGAGAUUCUGGAAAUUAUAACUAGCUUUGAAACAUGUAACCGGUACGAAAUAAAAAAUGACAUUGGUCAACGAGUGUACUAUGCAUUGGAGGAGAACAACUUCUGUACCCUGUUUUGGUUGGGAGCAGCACGGCCGUUCACCAUCAAAAUCUUCAACAACUUGGGCCAAGAAAUCAUCCAGUUGACACGGCCGCUUAGGUGCUCCAAGUGUUGUUAUCCUUGCUGUUUGCAAAAGCUCGAAGUCCAGGCCCCACCUGGCACUCCCAUUGGGUAUGUUAUACAAAACUGGGACCUCUGUCUGCCUAAAUUCACUCUCCAAAAUGAAGCCCAACAGGAUAUACUUAAAAUAGUUGGGCCUUGCAUUGUAUUCAGCUGUGGGUCAGAUAUUCCAUUCGAUCUGAUGUCACUGGAUGAGGAAUCAAAUGUUGGCAGAAUCUCUAAGCUGUGGGGUGGCUUCGUGAAGGAAAUGUUUACAGAUGCUGAUGACAUUGGGGUCCAGUUUCCCAUGGACCUUGACAUUAAAAUGAAAGCCGUCAUACUUGGAGCCGUCUUCCUUAUAGAUUUCAUGUAUUUUGAACACAGUCACCGCCCAUAUCGGCGAAUCGGAGUUUGGUGACACACAGACUUUUGUGAAGAAAAUCCUUUACUACUUCUGGUUUGCUUGGUCAUAUGGGAUGGCCAAGUCUACUUAUUUUUUCGAAGAAGACUAUAUGUAGGUGGUGCUGUGGUGAACAUAUGGUACUCCAGGCAAGAAAUGAUGGCCCUUAGUUUGUGCAUUGGAUGUAAAAGACCUCACAUAAAAUACCCACAAAAAUGAAAUUUAAAAAUCAUAUAUAAUAUCACACAACUAGGACUUAGAUUUUAAAAUUUAAUAUAUUUUUUCUACUGUAAAUUUAAAAUAUUGUAAGUAAAAACACAUAAACUGAUAUGUAGAUGGAUGGUUAGAGUUGGAUGGUUAGAUGGUCUCUAAAACUACAUAUUUUUGUAUCAUGGUUGCUUAUAUGCCUUUUGUGUUGGAACAGUUUUAUUUAAUACUGGAUACCCUGCAGCUAACAAUACAAAAUAAAUAAUUAUUUUAUAGGGAAAAAGAUA
Anolis carolinensis (green anole) is the source of this 1520-nucleotide messenger RNA. RefSeq names its product phospholipid scramblase 1-like. Bases 160 to 1044 code for a protein of 294 amino acids. Gene Ontology annotation, cellular component: plasma membrane. Lineage: Eukaryota; Metazoa; Chordata; Lepidosauria; Squamata; Anolidae. Gene Ontology annotation, biological process: plasma membrane phospholipid scrambling. The record is from RefSeq and is a predicted model, not a curated record. Gene Ontology annotation, molecular function: phospholipid scramblase activity. The transcript has a single exon.